GUGUACUUUGCCUUGCCUUCUCUUGAAGCACGCAGGAAGACUGCUUCAUGUUUUGAAAGGGCAGGAGGAGGCAGGAGAGCCUGUUGACCAAGGAGAGGGUGGCAGAGGUGGGAGGAGGCCAUGACUGGCAGGAGAAGGGAACCAAAUGGGCCAGAGGGUGAACCCCCCCCCCACGCUGAUGCCGUUUCUCUUCUUGUCUCCUCAUUUCCCCCCCAACAGCAAAUGUGACUCUGGAUCCAGACACGGCCUAUCCCGAACUCAUCCUGUCUGAGGGUCAGAAAAGCAUGAGACCAGGAGAAAAAGCUCAAGCCCUGCCCGACAAUCCUGAGAGAUUUGAAGAGUACUCUAUUGUGCUGGGCCGUGAGGGAUUCACAGCAGGCCGCCAUUUCUGGGAUGUCCUCAUGGGAAGUGAGGAAGACUGGGCUGUGGGAGUGGCCAGAAAGUCUGUGGGGAGGAAGGGAGGCUUUAUCUGGAGUCCUGAGGAAGGGAUCUGGGCUGUGGGGAAGUGGGGUGGUGGUUACUAUGCUGCCACAGAAGGCCCUGAUCCUCCCCUGACCCUGACCGGGGAGCUGAAGAGGAUCCGAGUGUGCCUGAACUACGCUGGGGGUCGAGUGGCCUUUUUUGACGCUGACCGAGCAGCUCUUCUCUACGAGUUCUCUGGAGCCUCCUUCCCGGGAGAGACCCUCCUGCCCUUCUUUUACGUGUAUAAAAAAGGCCACCUCAAAAUAUUUUCCUAAGACCUUUUCUUCACGCCAGGACCAUCAAUAAGAAAAUAUGAUUCCUCAAGAGUCCCCCUUUUUUUUUGAGUCCUGUAAAGGCCUCUCCUGUUUCCAGCCACCAAAACUGACUUGAGUAAAACUGAGACAUUUUUUC
Messenger RNA from Gekko japonicus, 873 nucleotides. Its product is annotated as butyrophilin subfamily 1 member A1-like. Gene Ontology annotation, molecular function: protein binding. The record is from RefSeq and is a predicted model, not a curated record. The transcript has a single exon. The coding region runs from base 285 to 737 and encodes 150 amino acids. NCBI's taxonomy places the organism in Eukaryota, Metazoa, Chordata, Lepidosauria, Squamata, Gekkonidae.